UUCAUAAUUCAAUUAUUGCUCCUGUGAUUUUCCCCAUAAUAACUUUAGAUAAUGUAGUGCCACCUGUUUUGCAUAUUAUGUUAGGAGUUGUGUUAAAACUGUAUAAGUUAUUGUUGAAGGAGUGUAAGACUUUAGAUUGUCAAGCUGUUUCGUCUUUGUCGCAUAAUGAGAAUGUGAGAACGAAUGAAUUGUGAGCUGCUAAAAGCGUUGAAUGUUCUAAAACAGCAGAAGCUUUACGUUUAUUAGGAAAUCAAUUUGUAGACGUUGCAAAUCUACAGGCGCGUUGGUUAGCUUUUAAUAAAAAUAUUUCUGAAUUAUCUCUAAACUCCUCCAAUAAAAAAAUAACCUUUAAACAGCAAGAAAUGUGUGAUAGUAUUAGGUGUUUAAUUACAAAAUACGAUUGUAACAUUGAUUGGGUGCAGUGUGGUACGUGCCAAAAAUUGUUUCAUCAAUUUUGUGAAAUUAUUGGUGAUUCGGAAAAGAGUGUAUUGUGUGACAUUGAGAAGUAUGAGUGUUUAGCAUGUCAGGGUGAAGAUAUAGAAUGUCUUGACCUUUAUAUUUCUGAAAAAAUUUCUUUUAUACGUGCACAACGCGAAGUUUUAGACACUGAAUAUAUUAAAUUGCAGGUGGAGUGUGAAGACCUAGAAAAAAUAUCCAAAAGUAGCAUGGGGACUCAUGAGAGGUCUCUUAAUAAGGCCCUUGAAGAUAUGAAGGUUGAGCCACAAGCGUACCACGGUAAUGUGUUCGUAGGUAAUCAUUGCAAAAUAGUCUUAAGAAACCACUAUAAACUUUGUAGUGUUAUUGAUGAUGAAGCUAUUAAAAAUAGAUUUGUACGUGUGUUUAGUGUUUUUAAUAAGUUGCAACCUAUUCUAUUUAAGCGAAAAUUUCUUUCAGAUGCCGAAAUUACUGAGCUUCAUCAAUAUAUAAAUUUAUUUGCUAUCGAAUUUCAUGAUUGCUUUCCAAAAGAAAGUAUCAUGCGAAAAAUGCAUGAACUCAUUUUUAAUGUGCCACUAUUUGUAAAAUUGCAUAAAACUAUUGGGUUGCUGAGUGAAGAGGAGGGAGAGUGUUUGCAUAAUAGCGUAAAUAAGGAAUUAAGACAGUUGCGUUCAGUAAGAAAUCAGGAGCAAAAGCUGCAUCUUGUUUUAAAACGCUUUGAAUUGCACAGCAAAGCUGAUAGGAAGCUUCAAGCCUCUAAGAUGAGAAAGUGUGUUGUGUGUUCUGAGCGUGGCGAAAAUUCAUUUUAUAGACAAGGUCUUUGUCUUGUUUGUGGUCAUCAAAUUUAGUUAAAAUAUUUAAAAAAUUAAAAACAACAACAACAAAAAAAAAUUAAAAAGUAAGAUAAAUUAUAUGAGAUCUUUAAUUUGUAUAUAAGAUAAUUUUAUUUUGUUCUAAUAUCUGUGUGAUGUUAGUUUAAAAUAUUAUUUUUUAAUAUAUUGAUUUUAUAUAUUAGGUAGGUGCCCAUUCUGUUCCUAGCUUCAGAAGUUAUUUAUACCUAUGCAAUACCUUCGCUCAGGUUAAAGAAUGGAAUACUAGUCUUGCAUCAAAUGUAUGUAAAAAUCUAGCUUUUAUAUAUUAACUUGUGAUCAGAGCAACUAGUAUGUUGGUUGGAUAUAUUACAUAUCCAUUCGAUGUUUAUCACCAGAAGUUAGUUCUACCUUUGCAGUACCUCUGCUUUACAUACCUCCUCGCUGGUUAAAGAAUGGAAUAUAAAUCUCAUAUCAAGUUGGUGUAAAAAUUUAGUUCAAUAAAUUAAGAAUUUAUAAACGUUCUCAAAAUUUUGAGUGGAGCAAUUGUUUUUCUGGUUUAGCAUGAGUAUGAAUCUGAUAUCAAUUGUAUGUACAAAGAUAGUUUACUUCUUAAAGAACCUAUCAGUAAACCAACUGAUUAUAAAACAGUUUUUAAUGGGAAUAAAAACAAAUUUUCAAAAGA
Molecule: messenger RNA, 1929 nt
Organism: Hydra vulgaris (swiftwater hydra)
Lineage: Eukaryota; Metazoa; Cnidaria; Hydrozoa; Anthoathecata; Hydridae
Source: RefSeq, a predicted model, not a curated record